This is a messenger RNA of Heterobasidion irregulare TC 32-1, 3310 nucleotides long. RefSeq names its product putative dipeptidyl peptidase III. The coding region runs from base 1 to 2070 and encodes 689 amino acids. NCBI's taxonomy places the organism in Eukaryota, Fungi, Basidiomycota, Agaricomycetes, Russulales, Bondarzewiaceae. The transcript is spliced from 30 exons. Gene Ontology annotation, cellular component: cytoplasm. The record is from RefSeq and is a predicted model, not a curated record. Gene Ontology annotation, biological process: proteolysis. Gene Ontology annotation, molecular function: metalloexopeptidase activity; dipeptidyl-peptidase activity.
AUGGCUAAUAUUGCUGCUGAACGUUUUCUGGCCGAUCGGACUGCCCCCUUUGGCAGCCUUAACGUCGCAAAGGCAUUCCGACAGCUCAGCUCCAAGGAAAAGAAAUACGCUCAUUACAUCGGGCAAGCUUCCUGGGCGGGCGCUCGUAUCAUACAGGGUCAAUGGACGCCUCAGGCUGACAAGCUCUACGAUCUCUUGAUCCUCACCUUCAGCACGGACGGUACGUUGGGGGAUCUGAAGGCUCUGCAGCUGAAAGCUGGUCUCACGGAUGAGGAAUGGGAGGAUCUUUUGCAAUAUACCAGCCAAGUAUUGAGCAACUUGGUGAACUAUAAAUCCUUUGGAUUCACAAAGAUCGUGCCGCGUCUGUCCCAAGAGAAGUUCGCUGCUGUGAUCGAGAAAUCGGCAAACGCAGCCAAUGCCAUCCCACUCUGGGACGAGCACAUCUACGCACUGGAACCCGAGUCAGCGCUCUCUAUUGGCAAACCUCUGCUCGGUCACGUCUCAAACUAUUACCUCGGAGAGCCCAUCACAGAUGAGGAAGUUGCUGCCGUGCAGGCGACGGCUGAGAAAAUUGGCGUGGACGUUCUCAAUACUCGUGUCAAGAAAAACAGUAGCAGCGACUUCACUCUACUCGUCGCGUCUGCGGAUGCAACAUCUAGCUCGACACAUGAUAUCCAGAUAUUGGACAGUGCUGCAAAACUUACCGUCGAGUAUGGCGACUUCUCAGGGCCCUUGACUAAGGCCGUCGCAGCACUGACCGAGGCCAAGAAAUUUACCUCGAAUGAUACGCAAACUGCCAUGCUGGACGGUUACAUCAAAUCCUUCCAAACUGGAUCGAUCGAUGCUCACAAAGAAGGGUCUAAGCAAUGGGUUAAGGAUGUCGGGCCCGUCGUUGAAUCAUACAUUGGCUUCAUCGAGACUUACGUCGAUCCUUACGGCGGCCGCGCCGAGUGGGAAGGAUUCACUGCCAUCGUCAACAAGGAGCUCAGCGCAAAGUACGAGACCCUUGUCAACAACGCUCCUGAAUUGAUCAAGGAGCUUCCUUGGGGAAAAGACUUCGAAGUUGACGUCUUCAAGAGGCCAGACUUCACCGCUUUGGAAGUCGUAUCGUUUGCCACUGGUGGUAUUCCCGCUGGUAUUAAUAUUCCCAACUACUAUGACAUCAGGGAGUCCACUGGCUUCAAGAAUGUGUCUCUUGCCAACAUCCUCGCCGCAAAACCACCAAGCCAAGAAGUGUCCUUCAUUCAUCCUGAUGACCUUGACCUGUACAACGCCUGGGAUUCGCGGGCCUUUGAAGUGCAGGUUGCCAAUCACGAACUACUCGGCCACGGCUCCGGCAAACUGUUCAAGGAGGAUGCAGACGGGAAGAAAAACUUUGACUCCAAGGUCAUCAACCCACUCACUGGAAAACCUAUCACGUCUUGGUACAAGCCCGGGCAGACACCGGAUGCAGUGCUCGGGGAAGUGUCGUCAUCUAUGGAAGAAUGCCGGGCGGAAACUGUGGCGCUUUAUCUCGUCAGCAAUCCUAACAUCCUUGAAAUUUUCGGUUAUACCAGUCAGAAGGACGUCGAAGACAUUCAGUAUAUCACCUUCCUAUUGAUGGCGCGCGCCGGUCUUCGCGCGCUGGAGUUCUAUGAUCCCAAGGCGAAGAAACACGGCCAGGCACAUAUGCAGGCACGCCUUGGAAUUACACAGCACCUGAUCAAUGGCGGGAUCGCUCGUCUUGAACAAGUCAAGGAUGCCAAUGGCAAGCUCGAGAACCUCUACGUCCGAGUGGACCGCGAGAAGGUCCUUUCGCACGGCAAGGAAGUCGCAGGAAAACUCCUCAUUGACCUCCAGGUGCGCAAGAGCACAGCCGAUGGCGCCGGGGCACGUAAGUUCUACGCAGAACUAACGACGCCGUUCCCCGGUUGGGAUGGCGAGAUCCGUGACAUAGUCUUGCUAAAGAAACAGCCCCGAAUGGUAUUCGUCCAGCCAAACACAUUUGUCGAGAACGGCGAGGUCGUGUUGAAGGAGUACCCCUUGACGCCUGCCGGCGCCAUCGAAAGUUUCAUCGAGAGAAAGCUUUAAUUCGGCGGCGAGAAAAUAAAAGUGGCUGGUAUAAGUCCGGUAGGCGCAUAAGGGACAAAGAAAUUACAUCCAACAUGCAGCAAAGUUAGGGCGUGGCUAUUCUAUGUAAAGUGAUGUAUGCUCUGGGCAGCCAUGACCAUGUAACAAACCUGACCUUUGGGGUAAAUCUAGCACAUUAAAGUACUUCCCGUACCAAGGCCACUAAAACUGUAACGUCAUCUAGUUUCCCCCCUCGGAAAUAGAAGCCUUCUCUAGCAGCAGCCUUUUCAAAUGGACUGACGCGUGUGCGAUUUACCAUACAUGCUCGAGCAAACUCUGCUGUUCGAUCUGCCAUCGUUUGCACUUGCAUGUCUUCGGGUCCACCGGCCCGGGAGACUAGGCUGCAUAUGGCGGUAAUCUCGUUGUUAAAAACGUUAUCAGAAAGCCCGUCGGUAUAUGCUACGAUAAUGUCUCCAUCUCUGAGCUUUGUUUCGUAUAUGUCGGCGUCUGACGGAUAGUCCAUCGCGUCUGAGUCCGCACGUAUGGGAAGUUUGGCAAGUUGUCUCGGGCAGUUAAAAAAGUGAGUCUGAGAUUUUUGUCGGUAAAAGACUGUAGACGAUCGAAUGAUCAUGAAACCGCUAUCUCCCAGAUUAGCAGCCCGAAGGAUUCCCGAUGACGCAUUGAGAUUGACUAUGCACGCAGUGCUAGAGCCUGCCAGCACUGCCCGCUCUCGCAGGACACCUUCAAGCGCUAGCUGCAUGCAAUUCCCAGGUAGUAACUCCCAGCCCUCCACUUCUUCGCGCUCUUCAUAUUCUUGUGUUGGGUCGAUCUCCGGCUCACCUGGCCACGCACUUGAAGAGUAUCGAUGUGCAUGAUACAUUAAAGCUUGGGAAAAGAGUGAAGGGUCCACGCCGCUUUCAGCCCACCCGCCGACGCCAUCUGCCACUCCCAAGGAUACGCCCGAUUGAUUUCGCAUAUCCUGGACAUAAAAGAAAUCUUCGCCGGCAUCCUUGCUAGAGCUGGAGCUUGCCCUAGAUAGUGUUUCGUUCCUCCAUAGACCUAUUGGGCUGUCACCAGGAAAAGGCUUGACCUUCUUUCGCGAGCGAGGCUCUGGUGGUUUGGCUAUCCAGCUAGCACCGACGUGAAACCUGUAUGGGCGUGGCAUGCUUGACGCAAAACGCGUCCAAGCUGGCAUUGGUGCUUUGAGCCUUGAGGGGGCAUAGUUGGUGGAUAGCGAAGAGAAGAGCGAGCUGUUGAAUUU